This is a messenger RNA of Eleginops maclovinus (Patagonian blennie), 6400 nucleotides long. RefSeq names its product Rho guanine nucleotide exchange factor (GEF) 5 (gene arhgef5). The record is from RefSeq and is a predicted model, not a curated record. Gene Ontology annotation, biological process: intracellular signal transduction; activation of GTPase activity. Gene Ontology annotation, molecular function: guanyl-nucleotide exchange factor activity; protein binding. Bases 502 to 5850 code for a protein of 1782 amino acids. Lineage: Eukaryota; Metazoa; Chordata; Actinopteri; Perciformes; Eleginopidae. The transcript is spliced from 15 exons. Gene Ontology annotation, cellular component: cytoplasm; nucleus.
UGGGGCAGGAGAGAGUUUUGUACUUUAUGCGCCAGGGGGGUCCACAAAGGAGAUCACAUCGACAGUAGAAGAAGGGAGGGGAAAUAUCUAAAGCAGUGGAAAGACUUUAAGUUGAUUUAUUAGAGAUCCUUCUGUUCAGCUGCAACCACUGAGAGGACAAGACAGAGGGAAGGAGGAGGGGAAAGAUAAGUGUCAAUCUGUUCAGACUUGUUUGGGAAUUUGAGGAAGGAGGGGAGAGACAGAGAGAGGCAGCAAGAGGGAAAAGUAAGGAGAGCUCAGGCGUAAACAUUAAGUGUUUCACAAGAGUUAAAGUACUGAGAGGAAAAAGGUAGUUUUGAUGAGUUUGAAAACAAGGAGCAUAACAUUUGUAUCGUCACCUGAACAAUGCGAGUUGUAAAUGAUUGUGUGUUGUGCAAUCCUAUGCUUUUGAGCUGAACUGGACCCUAAGGGGAGACCUCAGAUCUCCCCAGGAUACUACAUUCAGGUUCUCCAAAUAAGAAAAUGGGGACUAAAAGGCCAAGCUGUACGCUCUUUGACACUUUAACUAACAUCAACACAUCUGAACGCAAGCUUCAGCCAGGUGGAAGAAUCUCCCAGGAUCCAAGCCCAAGGCCAGCAAUGACUGCCCAGUCGGAGCGAGAGAGAGACAGCAACCGGGAGGAAGACAGGAGGAGGGAGCGAGAGGCAGAGAAAAUGAGGGACAAAACAAGAUACAAAAGUAUGGAUCCAUGGGAUAGAUACUCUGAAAGAGACAGAGCUCCUGCACCAAGGCCAAGAGAGGGAGAAAAAGAGAGGACAGAAAGAGUGAGGAGGCAGGAAGACGACAGAAGGAGAAAUGGGAGGCCACUAUCUAGUGUAGAGAAGGAGAGUUUGAGAGAGCUAGAAAGGGGGACGAAGAAAGGCGACACAUUUCCCAGGAUAAGAAAAAGCAGCCCAGAUCGCGGCAGAGGAAUAGCACCCACCAGGGAGUUGGACAAAGAGAGGGAGGAAAGAAGACAGAGAGAUGGGCCGAGGAGAGAGCCAGAUGACUGGGAGAGAGAAAGAGAUAGGACAUGGCAGAGAGAGAGGUACAGGGAGAAGGAAAGAGAUGAGAUCCGAAGCAGGGGAAAGGAAGAGGGAACAAAUAGAACUGUAGGAAGACCUAUAGAAGAUGAUAGAUCACGAAAGAUGGAAAGAUAUCUGGAGCCUGAUGCAGUUUUUCAAGACAGGAGAAGAGAAGGGGAUAAUUCACGUGACAGAAGAGAGAGGGAUGCAGCUAGGAAAAGGGAAAAGCUAGAGCCUAACAAGGGAGGGAGGGAGGUCAGGGUGCCUUCUGCGCACGGAAGAAGAGAGAGAGAAAUGUACUCUGAUAGGGGAGAGGGAAGGAGGGAUACUAGGAGUGAAGGAGACAGUGAUGAGAUAGAGCGAAAGAGGGAAAGAGUUAGGAUCAAACACAGACAGGAGUUGACAUAUCACCACAGCAAAAGUGAGGGGGACAACAAGGGCAAAACACAGAGGGAUAAAGAUCGAGACAAGCAAGGAUACAGGGAUGAGGACAGGAAUAGAUACAGGGACCGAGAAGCGUAUCGAACCAGGAGGAAGGGAGGGGAGAAAGAUACAGAGAGAUACAGAGAGGCUGACAGGAGAGUGGACAGGGAGGGAGACAGAGGGAAAGAAAGUGUGAGAGACUUGAAGGAUGACAGGAGGGAGGAGGACAGAUACAGAGAUCGUGGCAGGGAAACAAAGGAAAGAGAGGCUGAUCCAAGCCGGGAUGAUAUGACAGGCAGUAGAAGCAUAUCCCAAAACGAGACGGCCCCUCGGGUGCCCCCACGAGCCCAGAGCAGCGGGGAGUGGAGCAGCGACAUGGACAGUGACAUAAGAUACAGGAGAGGCAGAGACAAAGACAGUUUUGAGGAGUCAGGUAAAGAGAGUGACAGAGAUGCAGAAGACCAGAGAAAUCCAGGUGCUGAAAGAAAUCAAAGCAGGCAAACAAGAAGUGAGGGACAAGAGAGAGACAGGGGAGAAAUGACAGGGCAGAGAAGGAUGUGGUUAGAGCCACAGAGGGACAAGAAUAGGAAGGAUGAGUUAGUGGACAGACAAAGGGGGAAAGAGAGGAGGAGAUAUGAAGAUGGAAGUUUGGAGUCACAGGCUGAGUGGGAAAGAGAGGGACGGCGAGUAACAGAGGAACCAUAUGACAAAUACUUGCCCGAAAGCAGUAAUAGAGGAAGGCGUGAAGGGAGGAAUAGGAGCAAGGGGGACACAGGGAGUGAGGGUGUUAGUGUAGAUGGAGAGGACAUGAGUGAAGUCUGGAGAGAAAGAGAUGAGGGAGGGAUGUCUAACAAUGAUAGAGGGAAAGAAGGAAGACAGAGAAGGGACGCAGAAGGAGAGAGUGUGACGCUUAACACAGAAGAGAGUGACAGAGAAGAAGAUGGGGGGAGACAUUAUAGGGCCCAAAAAGAUUAUGAGACAGGGUGGAGUGGAGAGAGAGACAGAGUACAGUCAGGAGAGGAUGGCUUUGUGACCUUGUCCAGCGGCGGAGAUGACGAGGAUGAGAGAGAGGAAGACGAAGAAGAGGAGUUUGAGGACUGUCGGGAGUUCUUGGAAAGUUCACAUGAUGGCAUCAAGUUGCGUGAGGGGGAAGAGAAGAGGGGAUUGACAAUGGGAAAGGAGGAGGGGGUGGAUGAAGAGGAGGAGAAGAAGCCAAAGUAUGUUUUCUGUGUGAUUGGGCAAACUUUGCCCAGGUCAGACACCAGCAAGAUGUCACCGUCACAAGAUGAUCACAUGGGAGGACAGGAAAGACACAACCCAAAUAUGGAGAGUUGUGAUGAAGCCACACAGGAUGAUGGCUUGCGUCCGAUUAGAAAUUAUGAAAAACCAGUCAUCAACAACCAGGAAGCAAACAGGAAGAGUGAAUGUGACAUGCCAGGGAAGGAAAGGCCAGCCUCAGAAGACACAAAUGAAGUGAAUGUCCGAUACAGAGAGGCUGGAGGGGAGACGAGGAGCAAAGGGGAGCACCCGUAUGCAGAAAUAGGAGCCAUAAGAAGAGAAUCGCAGACUGAAAAACUCCUCCAAGAGUGGAGAAAUAAAAAUAAAGAAGGGGUGGAAGAAGAGCAGGAGCUAGAUUUGCAGCUCCCCAGCAAUCCCUACAGUGAGGUUGGUUCCCAAGUGAACUUUAAACAAAUUCAACCUAUCUUGGAUGGGAUUAACACCGAAGCAAUGAGUCCAGAAGAGGUGGAGGCCAUUAGGAUCCGAAUGAGCGGGGCAUGGAGCAUGUCCGAGGAGCCCAAGCGACAUUCCCAAGCCCCCCAUCUUAAAUGGGCUAAAAAUGUGUUGUGGGAGAUCCUGGGACACUCGGAGGAACAUAUCAUUGAUGAAGCUAAUCUUGGACAACCAGGGGUCAACCAGCUGGAGACCGCCAACAAGAACAUGAAACAACAUGAGGAGGUUGUACAAGGGACUGUGCGCGUGCCUGUUCUCCAGUUGAGUAAGGAACAACACUCAGAGCCAGAGCUGGAGGAGGAGGAACCAGUGGGGGUGGAGGAGUUGAGAGGUAUGAUGCAAGGCCAAGCCGACAUGCAUGCUGACCAGUUCACUUCUAUGCAUGGUGACACAACUGCAUACACUCAUGAUGACACAGUGUUAGACGCAGAAGGGAAGGUUGAUCUAAGCAUGGACAUAGUAACUGAACCGUCUGAUCACAUUCAGUCAGAAAAGGCAGCAGUAGAGGUGAUAAUUAGUAAAGAGACAGGGGAUAACGUUAUCCCAUGUGAUAUGGAAAGAACAAGCCGAGAUAAGGAGGUGGAGAUGUAUUUAACUGUGAGCAACACGCUGUACAAGCCUAACAGCUGCCCUAUUCUUAAUUAUGAUAGUGAGUCUGACCUCCUGGAUCUCUCCAGAGAGGGGGAAGACAGAAUGGGAGAAAAGAGGGAAAGUGAAGAAGAAAGGCAGGGAGAGGAUCUUGAAGAGAGUGCUACUGUAGAGGAGGUGGGAGAGGAAACUGAGGGGGAUAGUGAAAAAGGAGAGGUGGUGGCAGAGCCAACGAAAGUAGGGGGGACUGUGCUGAGCAGCUGCAGUUUUCGGGAUUUGGGUCCCGAGGCUCGAAUGAGAAGAAGGGGAAUCCGUAAAACCACUGAAAGAAGAAAUGAAGAGAAUGGAAGGGAUCGCAGAACCAGAAUAUUCUCUACAACAGAUGAUGAGGAUGAUCGAAGCAAAAGCUGGGGAGAAGUAGAGCUGAGAAAUGUUUUGGACACAAUCGACAGACGGAAAAGGAAUUCAAAGUUUUUCAAUGCUGCCCAGUUAUACCAGCAGUACAAUGAAGCGGCCCAGAACAUUGAGAUCCUGCGUCAGGCUGGCUCCAAUGUCAUCUCAGUGUGCGAGGACAUUCCGCGGUCUCCUGUUCCUUCACCCCCUCCUGCCCGCAGACCUCUUCCGCCCAUACCUCCUGUUCCACAUCCCCACUCCUUGUCCCACUCAAACUCCAUCACCAGUGUCAAAAGCUUGCCUCUCCCUGAGCCUCCAAAGCAUGAAGGCAGGCCUUCCUCCCCACGUCUCUCCAUCUCUCUCACACAGUCGGCCUCUCUGUGGCGUGAGCUGCCGGGCGUCAGGAACAGUGUUGAGCUGGUGGAGCUCACAGAUGACCAGAGGCGACUGCAGGAGGUGAGAUUUGAGGUGGUGACCUCAGAGGCCUCGUACUGCCGGAGCUUGGACAUUGUUGUUGAACAUUUUGUCAAGUCCAAACAGUUAGGGGCGCUGUUAGCAAGUCAGGAUAGGAAUUGGCUCUUCUCCCGGCUCGCUGAUGUUCGGGCCAUCAGCCACAGUUUUUUAGCAAAGCUGGAGGAGCGUGUUGAAUCCGAUACCUUUCACUUCACGGUGUGUGAUAUCAUCGCCUGGCACUGUCAGCGCUUCAAAUUGGUUUAUGUGCCCUACCUCACCAACCAGUCCUAUCAGGACGCCACCUACCAGAGACUCAUGGAGGAGAAUCCAGGGUUCAGACGGAUAGUGGAAAAAUUAGAGAGGAGUCCUGUUUGCCAGAGGCUCCCUCUUCGUUCCUUCCUCGUCCUCCCCUUCCAGAGGAUCAUAAGAAUUAGGCUGCUGGUCCAGAACAUCGUGAAGAGAACAACUCCUGGCACUGCAGAGGCAACUCAGGCAAUCAAAGCUUUGAAACUUCUGGAGAAGCUGAUUCAAGAAAGUAACGACAGCAUCACUCAGAUGAAAAGCAUUGAGUCUCUGGUCUCUCUCAGUGCUAAAGUGGGCUUUGAGUGCAGGACUCUUCCUCUGAUCAGUCAGUCUCGGAGGAUGGUGCGUGAAGGUCUGGUCACUGAACUGAUGGAUUUCUCUCUAAAGGAUACAGAGAGGAAUAUUUAUUUGCACCUAUUCAAUGACUAUUUGCUGAUUUCCCUUCAAAAAGAAGGUGGAAGGUUCACAGUUAUAGACCACUCUCCCGUAUCUGACCUGCGUGCUGAGAACUGUCGUGUCAAACUGCACACCCUCCAGAAGAACCUGUUCCGGCUGCAUAUGACUAACAGAGCCCUUCUGCUGCGGACAGACAAAGAGAGUGAUAAGCUACGUUGGAUAUCUGCUCUCUCCCGGCCUCAUCCUGAAAUAGAUUUUUCUGCCGCAGAAGAUUUUACACAGAUGCAGUGUAUCCGGGCCAUUGUUGGCCAUCAGCCUGAUGAGCUUUCGUUGGAAAAAGCUGACAUCAUUCUAGUGCACCAACAAAGCAGCGACCAUUGGGUAGAGGGGACCAGACUGUCCGAUCGGCAUCGUGGAUGGGUGCCAGAUUCACAUUUGGAAACCAUAACUAACUCUAAAGUCCGGCAACGCAACCUUUCAGAUGCCAUCAAACUGACAACAGCCACAGCUGAAGUUUGAACAGGACACUCAAACUGGACAAGGGGACGCCCUGGAAUACAACAAAAAGGAGAAGACUUUGAGUAGUUGGAAAUCUUUUGACACUCAGUGCUCAUGAUGGGGAUUUCUGUCAUUGUAAUUUUUUUUGCAAAAGUGCAGCAACUGAAAUGCUGUAGGAUGCAUCGCAAUACGAUUUUGGGUUAAGAGGCCUGCCUGAAAGACAUUUAGCACAUGUAGCUGUGUUGACUUAACUACAGCACAUUACAGAAAAGUGUGUGUGCUGCAAUACAUCAAUAGACCAGUGUUUUAAGAAAAAAAACGUUGAAAGGGAAAUCACCUUUUUCAAAGAAAUGCUGUGUUUGAAAAUCUAUUAUUAUAUGUGUAUAUUGAAGAGAACAAAGAGUUGAGUGUAUGUUGCAUGUCUGUUUAGAAAGUUGGCCUCUGCAUGCAGGUGAGCUAACAGAAAUCAUGCAAAAAUAUAUGAGACGAUUCCAAGAUGUACAGAGCAAACACGGUGAAAACAUUUCAUAAAAAUACAGAUUGUUUGAAUAAAAUCACUUAUGGAAAUGUA